This is a messenger RNA of Helobdella robusta, 3102 nucleotides long. RefSeq lists its product as hypothetical. The transcript is spliced from 20 exons. Bases 1 to 3102 code for a protein of 1033 amino acids. The record is from RefSeq and is a predicted model, not a curated record. Gene Ontology annotation, molecular function: protein tyrosine phosphatase activity; calcium ion binding. Lineage: Eukaryota; Metazoa; Annelida; Clitellata; Rhynchobdellida; Glossiphoniidae. Gene Ontology annotation, biological process: protein dephosphorylation.
AUGAGACUGCCGUCUCUAUCUGAAAAUACAUUAAUUUUUUUCAAUUUGGUGAAUCUUAUUGCAAAUUUACCAAGAAGUGAAGGGACACUUGCUAAUUUGGCCUUUGGGAAACGUGUUCUAUGUGUUAAUCACCCAGAGCACGUCUGUUCGAAUGCAGUCGAUGGAGAUUUAAAUAACAUUGCUGCUACUGAACGUGAGUCCAACUGGAUGGUCUUUGAUUUGGGAGGAUUGUACAGAGUGGAACAUAUUGUUCUUUAUAAUAUUGCCCAAGGUAUUCCUUUGGGAGACGCUCUGGUGAUGAGCAGAUUCUUAGUUGGAUUGUUGUUGGAUUAUGUUGUUGGAACUUCACCAACCAUCAACACCAAAUGUGGAAGAUAUCCACGUUACACUCUUCCUGGUGAGGUUUGCAGACUCAACUGCUCGCUGCCAUUUCAAAAAUCCAGAUUUGUUGUGUUGUUCGCUGAUUUUUUAGAUCGAACUGUUUAUGUGGCAGAAUUUCAAAUAUUUGGAGACAAAACAAUCAGUUAUUCUGAUCGAUUCAUCGGUUGUUAUAAGAACUUCCCGAGCGGAGAUAGUCGCGGCAGUGUUCUUCUUCUUCACCAAUGUUUAGAUCACUGCGGUGGUUAUAACUUCUUAUAUGCUGGAUUAGUCGUAAGUUCACGAACGACUGGUAAGCUAGGCGAACUCGUCUCUUCCAGUCUCUGUGGUGUCCCAUGUUCAAGUGAUGACCAUUUCUGCGGCUCUACUGGCUAUUUUGCCGUCUAUACUGACUGUUCAGUUAAGAACGGAAUGUGUGGAGUACAUACGUGCAUGGCAAAUCUCAUUGGGCCGACGUACAUAUCUGAAUGCCUCUGCAGUGUUGGUUACGGUAAAAACUACUACAAUGAUGAUUGCAGAGAUAUCGACGAAUGUUCACUGAAUGCCAACUUAUGUCCAGCCAACAUUUCGACUUGUGUGAAUACAGCUGGCUCUUAUAAUUGCAUCUGCUCAGAUGGCUAUGAAAAAAGCGGUCAGCUAAACUGCACAAGCAAAGAAUUAAAAAAAGAACCUCUGGCUGUAGUUAGCACGCAAAUAGAUGCAGCUGCAAUAAUUGGAAGUGUGGUCGGAACGUCUGUGGCUCUUCUGCUCGUCGCUGUAAUCGCUGCUGCGAUUUAUUUUUACCAGAUUAAAAAAACUAAGCGACGAACGAUAAACUCGACUACUGACGAAGUAAAGCCAGGAAAAUUUAUUUCCAAAUUUACGACAAAAUCUACUCGUCAAAAGUCUGAUGGCGGCUCUAGCAAGGUUCACAUUGAAAAGUUGGAAAAUUAUUACAAAACUCUAACUCCUCAAGGCGUGCGCGACCAAUUCAAAAACAUUCCCCUUAGAAAUAACUCAAACUGCUCUUAUGCCGAAAAACCAGAGCUCAGAAGUAAGAACAGAGACAAAGACGCGCUGCCAUUUGAUCACAACAGAGUCAUCUUGAAGGUUAUAAACGAGCAAGUUUUCUCUGACUAUAUCAAUGCCUGCAUUGUACCGAGUUACCGGCCUAAGAAAUAUACAUUUAUCACCGCUCAAAGUCCCUAUCGAAAGACAGCCCAUGACUUCUGGCGUAUGGUCAGCGAGAAAGAUGCCUGCCUCGUCGUCGAGUUAAACUUUCCGAAAGAAAUACACCAAAAAUCUUCCAAAAAUCACCUGCCCGAAGCAAUUGGCGACGGACUGCAAUUUAAAAAGAACAUCUCCGUGAAAUGCGUUAGCGUCGAGAAAUGGCUGAAUUAUGAAAUCAGGAAAAUUUACAUCAAAAUGGAUUCUCAAAAACUUCUAGUUACCCACAUGCGUUACUCCGGCUGGCCAGACGAAGGUGUGCCCGCCAAUGUUGGAAGUGUACUAAACUUCCAUCACCAUGUUAAGUCUGUUCUCCAAGCGAAAAGAAGCAAAAAUUUACCCAACAUUGUUGUCCAAUGCCACUGUGAAUCCACGGCUAGCAGUCGAACUCGGUCACUGCAGCACGCAGCAGUACCAGACAUCUUAACCACUACACUAUCAUCUAUUGCCAGUAUCAUCUAUUGUAACAGAACAGGUGUGGGCGCCUCGGCUAUUUUCAUCGGUCUGGACUACUUGAUUGAGCAAUGCGAAGAUAAGAAAGUAGUUGAUUUGCCACAAUGUUUGAGGUAUCUAAGAUCGCACAGAAAUCACAUGAUACGGACUGAGAAAGAAUAUGACUUCCUAUACAGAGCCAUGAUAGCCUACAGCAACCUCGGACAUACAACAUGUUUCUCCCUUAUGGAUGAUUCUUUCGCCAAAUUUUUGAACGACGAAUUGUUCGAUAAAAGCUUGGAGAAACAACUCAAAUGCUUCAACAAAGUGAACGCAUUCUUAACUGGCAAAAUAAGUAAAAGCAUCAAAGGCGAGCUCUUCUAUAAAGACGUCUUAGGCGAUGAUGGCUCCGUUAUUGUAGUUGUGAAUUCGAAACCAGCCAACAAGAGCGCGCUGAAAUUGUUAAUUCCAGAACCUGGUAGGAAGAUGACGUUCCGGGAUAUCGUCUUGGAAAACAGUGAAGACGCCAGCCACGUUUAUCAGACGGCCAGUAGCCUCAGGACCACCUUAUUGACCCUAACAAAGAAUGAAGACAGAAUAAAUUAUGAUAAUGACGCUGACGACGAAAUAAAUCGUGAUAAUAAGGAAGCAGGUGGCGAUGUUUACGAUAAACUAUCUAACUAUGGCCGGCGAGUUAAAGUGCAUUUUUUGACAUCUACCGAUGAAAUUCAAUCUCUUUACAAGAUGCUGAAAGAAGAUGUUAAAAAUUUCAAAUUGCCAGCAAUUCCUUUGCUCUUCAGAAACUCUGAAGAUUUGGAAGUGAAUGUGGUCCUGGUGAUGUUGAGCCUGUUGGAGAUGCUGGAUUCCUGCAAGCAUGUGGAUAUAUACCAGACGGUUCUUCAAUUACAAUCACGCUACAACAACAACAACAACAACAACAACAUCAACGACAUCAACAUCUACAACAUCGUUCCAGAGACAACAGACAAUAAUGACGAUGUCUUCAUAACUAUAAAUCAGUACAAACUCAUUCACAAUAUUGUUAAAAAGAUUGUUAUUGACAAUGACGGAUCCAGACAACUUUGA